Aptenodytes forsteri (emperor penguin) is the source of this 6478-nucleotide messenger RNA. RefSeq lists its product as uncharacterized. Bases 1 to 6147 code for a protein of 2048 amino acids. The record is from RefSeq and is a predicted model, not a curated record. Gene Ontology annotation, cellular component: cell junction; Z disc; plasma membrane. Gene Ontology annotation, molecular function: actin filament binding; phospholipid binding. Gene Ontology annotation, biological process: muscle cell development; actin cytoskeleton organization. The transcript has 34 exons. NCBI's taxonomy places the organism in Eukaryota, Metazoa, Chordata, Aves, Sphenisciformes, Spheniscidae.
AUGGAGUUAACCGUGGAGCGGGUGGGAGUGGAGGGCAGCCUGGAGCUCUGGACCCUGGAAAGGGACCACAUGAGCCUCAACGAGCGCAUCUCCCUCUACCUGGCCCAAGCCCGGGCCAGCCCGGCCGCCCCCGAGGGCCAGCCCCGCAGCCCCAGCCCCGGCGAGGAAGGGGGGACCGACGAGGAGCGGCUGAACCGCAACUCCCUCGCCCGCUCCAUUAAGAAGAUCACGCUGUCCAACUGGCAUGGGGAGGCUGGCGCGGGGGACGCAGGGGGACCCGGGGACCCUGCCCGGACCGGCGGCGAGAGGAAACACAACAACAACAACAGCAGGCCAGGGAAAGCUCAGUUCAAGGUCUUCCUCAGGAAGGACGUGGAUGCGGAGGACGAGCAGCAGGAGGCCAGGAGUCCCCGGGCUGGUGGUUUCUGCUCUCCGGUGGACAGAGGUUCCCCCUUCUAUGCGCUGGCAGGACCGCCGGUGUCAUCGCCCCGGAAAGAGAGCCCCAAGGGCAAGGAGCCCACAGUGGCACUGAGAUGUGGUGGGCAAAGCAGCGCGGGAGUGUCCCCCCUCCUCAACCUGAGCCCUCUGGUAGCCCAGUUCAACAGGGAGAUGCUGCAGGCAGAGGGCUGGGUGCGAGGCAAGUUGCGGGACCUGAAGGAUGGCUGCGACCUCCAGGACUGGGAGGAGGUGGCUCAGACCCUGCAGCGGGACAUGAAGGAUUUCGAGAACACGCUGAUAAAGCUCAACCAGAUGGGUGAGCAGCUGAUGUGUCGGGUGAGCCCCAGCGCCGAGGGGGUGCGGAGGCAGCUGCUGGCCCUGCGGGACCAGUGGCAGCUCCUGAAGCAGACGGCCGCCAGCCAGAGCAAAGCCCUGGGGGUGCUGCGGAGCCUGCAGGACUUCAACAGGAAAGCCGAGCAGCUGGAGGCAUGGAUCAGGCACAAGGAGGAGAAGCCCUCCCUGGCAGCCCUCCUGCAGGAAAGCCCAGACAAGAUCCAGCUCACCCGCCGCAUCCUUGACUUGAAGCAGGAGGAGCAGCAGUUCCAGAGUCUGCACGAGGAGCUGAACAGCCUGGCCCAGAAGCUGGAGAAACAAGGCAAAAGUGAGAGCAGGAGCAUCUCAGCCCGGCGCAAGCACCUCAACAAAACGUGGCUGCGGCUGCAGGGGACCCUUAAGGAGCACCACGAGGCUCUGCAGCUGGCCCUGGAGGUAGCUGCCUUCCUCCAGCAAGCGGAUACCCUGCUCGGGACCAUCCACGCCAAGCAGAGGAGCAUCUGCGGUAUGGGGAAGCCAGGAGAGGGCGAGCCAGGCCAGGAUCGGGACGUCAGGGACAUAGCCAGCCAGGUGAUGAUGCUGGAUGUGACUGUGUCCCAGCUCCUCAGCCUGCAGCCCAGCCUGGCAGCCCGAGUUACCCCCAAGCACCGAGAUGUCAAGGAGAGCUGGGCACAGCUCCAGCAGGUGCUGAGGACAGAGAAGGCUCCGGUGCUGGCGAGCGGUUCCCCAGGGGGCGAAGCUGCAGCUCCAAGCACUGAGCCCCGAGGAGACGAUAGCAGCCGUGGGGCUGUGGGGAAGGAAGCAGGAGACAAAUGGACAAGAGGCCCCAGGAGCAUGGUGCCAAAGGAUGUGCCAGGGAAGAUGGCGGAGCACGAGAGAGGGGAGGAGAGCAGCCCUGGCUCCCCAGCGGCGGGGCAGCCCCCUCAUGGCAGGGACAGCAAAAGGAGGAGGAGAGAGGCAGAGGCUGAGUGGGGGAUGCAGCAGCCGGAGGCCCAGGUGCAGGACGUCUAUCAGGCAGUGAAUGCAACUGUGUCCCCACACAAGGAGAGUGGGGGUCCUGGAGUCCCCCCAUGUCUGGUGGGGGACGUGGAGAGCCUGGAGGCAGCACGGAUACAGUGGGAGCCCCUGGAUGCCAGCUCCAGUGCCAGGGCUGUGCUCCUGGAGGGGCUGGUGCCAGGGGGACCCCUGAGGAGCCCGCAGGUGGAGGCCAUGCUGCGGGAGCUGGGGGAGCUGUGGGAGGACCUGCAGAGGAAGCACCAGGAGAACGGCGCCGUGCUGCGGGAAAUCGAUAAGGCACUGAGGCUGGUGGGGGAGCUGGACGAGGCCGAGCGGUGGCUGCAAGCUGUGGCCGGGUCACUCUCAGAGCCAGCCACUAUGAGAAGCCCAGCGGAGCUGCGUCGGGACCUGGAGGAGACGGGACAGCUGGAGAGGCAGCUCCUGCUGUGUGGCCUCAAGCUUCAGGCACUGCGGGAGGAGGCGGCGGGCGAGACACCCGCUGAGCACGAGGGGGCGAGGAAGAUGCAGAGGAAGGUGGAGAUGGUGGAGGAGAAGUUGGCACAUGUGCAGGCAGCCCUGCGGCGCCGGGCAGCAGACCUGCGUGACUCCCUGGUGUUGUCUGAGUUCCUGCAGGACCUGCAAGAGGAGGACGCGCGGAGCCGGCAGGGACCUGCAGCGCCAGGGAGUGGGCAUUGUGGCUUGCAGGGGUCUUUUCCCCUGCUCUCGGCCCAGGCCGGGCAGCUGCCAAGCAGCAAGGACAUGAGCUGCCCCUUGGGAGAGCUGCAGGAGGCUGUGGAGAUGCUGAACGAUGCAGCGAAGGAGCGGGAGCGGGUCAUGGAGGUGGCAGCAGAGACGGAGAGCCUGGAGCGCCUGGUGGCAGAGGUGUCCCCGCGCCUGGAGGCCCUUCGCUGCAGAGCCGAGGCACUGGCUCGCGACACUGGUCAAGCAGAGCGCCUGGUGGCAGAGGUGUCCCCGCGCCUGGAGGCCCUUCGCUGCAGAGCCGAGGCACUGGCUCGCGACACUGCUCAAGCAGAGAGCAGCUUCACCACGGUGAAGAGCGAGAAGGACCUCCAGGGGCUGCAGGGCUUGCUGAGCCGGCAGCAGGAGAUGGAGUGUGCAGUGUCGGAGACCCUGCAGGGGCAGCUGGAGGAGCUGGAGAGGGCAGCUGCCCGCUUGCAAGAGCUCUGCCCUGCUCGGCUGUGCCCUGUCAGCCGGGAGGUGCAGGGGACGCUGUGUGCCUGGGCAGGGCUGCGGGAGCUGCUGCGGGAGACCCGGGCCCGUGUGCAGCAGGCUGGCCGGCUGUGGCAUUUCUUCAAGGAUUAUUUAGCGAUGAUCUCCUGGACGGAGGACACACGGGCUCAGAUCUUCUCUGAAAGCCCAAGCAGCCAUGGCCUCCCGGAGACUCCAUGUGAGGAGCUGGAGAGGAGGAUUGAAGGGAAGCUCAAGGAGUUUGAGGCGCUGGCGGCGGUGGGGCAGCAGCUGGUGUCUGAGGAGCACUACCUGAGCGCAACAAUAAAGGAGCGCUUGGAGGAGCUGCAGAGCAUGCUGGGCUGGGUGCUGGUGCGCUGGCGAGCACAGAGGCACCAGCGGGACCCAGGGAGCAAGCAGGAGGACAGAAGGGACCCAGAGAGCCCCUCGGGCACGUCCCCCACCAGCCAAGAGCAGCAUGCCCUGUGUGCUCAGCCCCAGCUGGAGAGCAUCCACAGCCCAGUGGAGUUCACACCCUGCUCCCUCCUCCAGCCUGUGCAAAGAUCAGAGCCACAGCUGCUAGCAGGAACGGCCAUCUCCCCACUGGCAUCGCCCCUCUCAGAUGCCCCAUCAGGAGUGGAGCGGAGCUGGGAGGAGCCCAGCAGCUCAACACCCCACGGUGCAGGACCCCCUGAGGAGGCUGUCAUCUGGGAUCCCGCUGAGACCUCCACACUGCUGCUGCCGCCACGGGGCCCCAGCGGGCUGGGGGGGACGGUCAACCUCAUCCUCAGCAUUGGCAAGAAGGGCGAGAAGAAGAAGGCACAGCCGGUGGCCGGCAGCGAGCGGCCAGGGGAGGAGGCGCUGCGGACGCGGCGGGAGCGGGCGAGGGCUGAGCAGGCCCGGCUGCUGACGCUGCAGGGCAUCAUGGGUGCCAGCUCCCUGCAGCCCGCGCCCGAGGAGCGCCACGGCCCCAGCAACACGUGGCCUCAGAAGUGCGGCCGAAGGAAGGGGGGGCCAGGGGCGGCCACCGCUGGACCCCCGCUUGGAGAGCUGCUGCUCUACGUCAGGAACCCGCUGGUGCGGGACAUCGACGCUGAGUGCGGGGCGGCCCCCCGGAACCCCUGCCUCCCCGACCCAAAAACCACGUGCCCCCACCUUUCCCUGGGCUCCGUGCUCAGCCUGGAGCUGCCCCGGGACGCAGCAGUCCUGGGGUGCCACCAAGGGCCCGCGGCGCAGCAGGAGGAGGCAGAGAGGCAGGAACAGAGGCAGGGCAGGGGGGUGAGGCCAUGGGAGCCCACAGGCCCGCAUGGGGCUGGCUGGCAGGAGGAGGUAGAUGUGGAUGGGCACAGUCCCCAGGGUCCCAGUGAGGGGCUGGAGAUGUACCCCAAGAGCGAGCGAGGAACGUGGUUCGAGGAGGUGAGCUUCAACCCCAGCUACAGCCAGCAAAGGGCACACCGCACCGGGGAGGAGCGCUGGAGCCCACGGCACCCCAGCAGCGCCAGUGAAGACCUCCUGGACUUCAGGCCAAGCCGGCUGUCCCACGUUGGUGUGCCACACGAGCGGGUCGGCUGGGAGGGGGACGAGCUGGCCUCCCGGCUGGGCCAGGGUGGCAGCCCCGGUGCCACUGGCAGGGCCAGGCAUCGCGAAGCCACUCGGCUGGAGCUCGGGCCAUCCCCGGCCAGCAUUCCAGGCAGGGCAGGAGCUGUCCCCGGCACUGCCUGCACACAGCAGCCAGCUGGCAGCAGCCGGCCCGGUGCGUCCCCAGCUUCCCCCACCGCCCCCACCCAGCUCUCUGUCUUCGAGUGGGCGCUGGGGUCCCCACAACGCCACAGCCCUGUGCCGGGCGCCAGGGAGGUUUGCCACCCUGUCCACGGGCAGUUUGAGGAAGAGGAGGACGGGGUGGGCGAGCGGCAGGCACCCAGCCCGCCGGCCGGCAGCCGUGCCUGCCAUGGGCCAGGGAGCGGAGCGGGCAGCCUACCCAGUCCCGAUGCCACCGCCGGUGGGCCCCUCAUCCUCUCAGCGGCCAACAACGUGCUGGUGGCCAAAUUCACCCUUCCCACUGCCGCCCGGCUCCUCCACAGCCCAGCAGGAGAGAAGAGCCCCAGUGUGGGGCACAGCGACGGUGGCAGCCCUAGCGGGCACAGGGUGUCCCCCCGCACAGAGGAGCCAGUGUCCGCAGCCCCUUUGGAUGGCCUGGGUGCCUGGGAUCGGUGGAGGCAUGGGGAAGAGGAAAGAGAGGGCAGCAAGGCCCCCCCUGGUAAAACGGAGUUUCAGAUGAUGGAGGGAACGCUGGAGAGGAAGCACGUGUUGCAGACAGGAGGGAGGAAGGCCAACUGCCGUGCCUGGGGCCUCUUCCACGCCGUGCUGAUGAGGCAGACGCUGUGCUUCUACCAGGACCGCAGGGACAGCAUCAAGAGCUCCGUGGUGGCCCUUCCCCUGAACCUCUCUGGGGCGGUCUGCACCCCGGACACGGAAUACACCAAGAAGACCAACUGCUUCAGGCUACAGCUGCGGGAUGGCUCCGAGUACCUCCUGAGGGCCCCCUCCCAGCCCCUCAUGAAUGAAUGGGUCUCCAAGCUGCAGCAAAACUCAGGUUUCCCUGAAGUGGAUUACUUCCAAGCAGCAGCACAACGUGUCGAGGGCACUGGCGGUGCUGGGGGCUUCAGCAAGGUCCCCAGCCCUGGGAGCUCCCACCUCCAGGGACAUCAUCAGGUCACAACUGCCAAGAGCCAGGAGAUCAUGGUGCUACCCCGCCCAAAUGCCCGGCCGCAGCAGCCUCUGGGCAGCCAGGAUGGCCCAGCCGAUGGGGCUGUGGCAGCAGCAGAGGAUGCUCAUGGGGCCGGGCACAGGGAGCAGCAGUGGACCAGGGGGUCCCCCGGGCUGUGGGACAACAGCUGCCAAGAAGAUGACUACGGGCUGGUGGCCAACAAGAGGAGGUCCUACUCCUUCACCUCAGCCACCUACCAGAAGAUCACGCCAGUGGCCGUGCCCAAGGAGCCGGUGGAGGCUGGGAGCAGCUACUCGGUCACACUGUACAUUGGGGAGCAAGCGCCGGCUGUGCCGCGGGCACGCUGCCACUCCUUCGUGGCCCAGCCGGGGAGCCCGCGGGACACACAGGGGGAGAAGACCCCCGGCCCUCCUCGCCCCAAGAACAAAUCUGUCUUCAAGAAGUUCUUUGGGAAGAAGGAGUGAGACCCAGCUGAGGGGGGAGAAAAGCCCCAGCCUGCCCUUUAUCCUUCUCUUGGGUGCUGUCCUGGCCCAGCCUCUGCUCCCAGCACCAGCUCACCACUUGCCACCUCCCCGAGGGAGAGAGGCUGCGGCAAGCGGCGGCAAGCGGCUCCGCUCCAGCUGGCCCCAGGGCUGCACUGUCCCCCAGCCCCUGCCAGCCUCAGCCUGGCGCUGAGCACCCAUCCUGCCCACCUGCCGGGUGCUCUCCCUGGGUGCCGCCGGCUCCCCAGGCAUCUCACUGACACGCAGCACAAGCAGGGGUGGUUGGUUGUUUUUUAAUAAAAACAGACGCUUA